Messenger RNA from Eimeria necatrix, 259 nucleotides. RefSeq lists its product as hypothetical. The record is from RefSeq and is a predicted model, not a curated record. The transcript has 3 exons. Lineage: Eukaryota; Apicomplexa; Conoidasida; Eucoccidiorida; Eimeriidae. The annotation marks the transcript as partial.
CGCAGUGGCUUAUCCCUCCUUCCAGCAGCAGCUGCCGCUGAAGGGCGAAGGCAGGGUUUGCGUCGACAAGCACUUCAUGGCUUAUCCCUCCUUCCAGCAGCAGCUGCCGCUCAAGGGCGAAGGCAGGGUUUGCGUGGACAAGCACUUCAUAACUUCUGUGGGCCCGGGGAGCGCAAUGGAGUUUGCUUUGGAGAUUGUGAAGCGUCUCGUUGGCGAAGCAAAAUAUGAAGAGUUGAAGAAGGGCCUUUGCAUGCCCUAG